Molecule: messenger RNA, 765 nt
Organism: Pipistrellus nathusii (Nathusius's pipistrelle)
Lineage: Eukaryota; Metazoa; Chordata; Mammalia; Chiroptera; Vespertilionidae
Source: the annotation of a GenBank genome assembly
AUGGGGCGGUUGGAGAUUGAGCCAGCCCCACGGCAGGUUUUUGGGGUGAAAGAGGAAGGAAGUUGCUUAGAAAACCUUCCACUGAGGUUAUCCGAGUGUGGCAUAGGCCCUCCUUCUAAUCCCUAUCUGGGGACACAUUGCAAAGUUGAGUCAUUGCCACGCCGCCACCCUGGCUGCAGAUUCUGGCCUCUGUCCUCACUUGCCAUCUCCAAGGCAAAGGUGGAACACGUGGUGCCAGCUGCUGCCCUCCCCUCCCCUGGGGAAGAGGGGCCCAGCAGGAAGCAGGCCUGGUGCUUGAUGGUGCUGCUGCAGAGAGGCUGGCAGAGGUGGGAUGGAAAGGCCCGGCUGGCGGUUGCCAUGCCUGGAUGGCCUCAUCUCCGGGGAACUGGAGGCAGGAAGAGGAAGCUGGGCAGGAAGGCAGGGAAAAAGUUGGAGCAGUGCCAGCAGCAGGCGGACGAGGUGACGGAAAUCAUGCUCAACAACUUUGACAAGGUCCUGGAGCGCGAUGGGAAACUCUCGGAGCUGGAGCAGCGUUCAAACCAACUCCUGGACAUGAGCUCAGCGUUCAGCAAGACAACCAAGACCCUGGCCCAGAAGAAGCGCUGGGAGAACAUCCGUUGGCGUGUCUGUUUGGGGCUGGUGGUGGGCGGUGGCCUGCUCAUCAUCCUGAUUGUGUUGCUGGUCAUCUUUCUCCCACAGAGAAGCGAAGGCAGCAGUGGCCCACAGGCCCAGGACUCAGGUGCUGCCUCGAGCCCUGGGGGCUGA